Caenorhabditis sp. 36 PRJEB53466 is the source of this 3200-nucleotide messenger RNA. The record is from the annotation of a GenBank genome assembly. NCBI's taxonomy places the organism in Eukaryota, Metazoa, Nematoda, Chromadorea, Rhabditida, Rhabditidae.
AUGGGAUUGACCAAGGAUUAUUUGAAGUACGAGCACGCGGGAUCCUGUGGAUGCGUCGGCUCUACCAACGGACAGCUCGUUGCCAUCGAUGGUCAGACUGUCGCAGUUUCCGCCAACGAAUACCUCAAUUUUUACAACAUGCGAACGAAUGAAAAGGUACGAGUACAAAACGAAUUUUUCUCAUCGAGAUAUUCAGGUCAAUGAAAUCAUCGAAUCGACAAAGGCAAUCACUUGUGUGAAACAAUGCGAAAACAAACCACUUCUGGCCGUCGGAUACGCGGACGGUUCCGUCAAAUUGUUCGAUCGCGAGAAUGAGGAAGUCGAGCCAGUGAUGUUUUCUGGACACAAGAAAGCAGUGAAUUGCAUCGAAUUCAGUAGUGACGGACUUCUUUUUGCCACGGGAGGAAAAGACGGCGUCAUCGUUCUAUGGGACAUUCUCGCCGAAAGAGGAAUGUUCCGUUUGCACGGCCAUAAAGAAUCUGUCACUCAGAUGAAGUUCGUGCGCGGAGACAGAUUCAUAAUUUCCACGUACGUUUGUAGCCUAAAAACUUUGUAAAAAGUUAUGUUGUUUCAGUUCGAAAGACAGUCUCAUCAAGUUUUGGAGCAUCGCCAGUCAGUCGUGCUUCUACACAGUGAUGGACAGUCGGAACGAAAUCUAUUCAAUGAGUUUGCACCGAGACGAGAGAGUCCUCGUGGCAGCCACGUCCGAGCUGGAGCUGCUUGUUUUUGAACUAGAUUGGAAGAACGGAGCCAUUUUUGAACAAGAAGUGAAGGGUGAGCCAAGCGCGAAAAAGUCGACGAACGAGGAAAACGAAGAUGAAACACUCGCCAACAUGGCCAACAGAUACAUUUCGACGAAGCUUAGAGGAAGAGUCAUUCGGCAGAGCAAAGGAAGAGCACUCCAGUUGGUUCCCACCGCCGAUGACCGUUUCCUGGUCUGUGUUGGCGCUGACAAAGUGGCUGACGUCUACAGGGUCUUUUCGGAAGCCGAAUCUGAGAAGAGACUUACGAAGAAGCUGAAGAGUGCGAAGCGAAAAGCCACGUGAGUUGUUCUUUUCAUAACCAUAAAUGCUUACUGCAUUGCUUUCAGUGAUAGCAGCGUCAUCAGCGAAGAUGACGUGGUCAAGGAUGUCACUAUUCUGCUGACAAGAAUCGGGGAAAUGGCGCUUCCGCACAAAAUUAAAUGGAUUGAUGUGGUGAGGGCCGUGAAAACAGAGGGUGGCAGCCUGAUGUACAAGUGGUACGCACUUUUGACGAAUAACACCGUUCACUGGGUUAUGAUGACCGUUGACGCUUCUUCCAAUGCCGUCCAAUGCGACAGCGUCGGAAAUCUGGAUAAACUGGGCCAUCGGGAGGAGGUGCGAGCCCUUGCCGUCUCCUCGUCGUCAAGUCUUCUUGUUUCCGGAGGAGGAAACGAAGUUAUCGUGUGGAGUACGCAUUCGCUCAGAUCCUCGCUCACUUUGACUGACAAUGAUGUAAAGGAAGUUGUUGCUGUGAAUUUUGUGCCAGGAGACAACUAUAUUCUGUCCGGAGGAAAGGUGAGUGAUUUUAUUUGCUUUUGAAAUAAGUAUGCCUUUCUUUCAGAAUGGUGAAAUUGGAGUGUUCGAAUUGAGCAGUGCCGAGCUCGUGGAGACGAGAAGGGCGCAUACUGGUGCCAUCUGGACCAUCCAGAAUACCCCGGACGGCGAAGGCUUCAUGACGGCGUCAGCUGACAAGACUGUCAGAUUUUGGUCUUUUGUGCUUGUAACCGAAGGAUCUAGAAAGAGAAUAUCAGUGAGAGCGCAAAAAGUUCUCGAACUUCCGGACGAAGCACUCGCUGCCUGUUUCUCUCCCGAUGGGAAGUUCCUUGUCGUCGCUCUUCUGAACAAUACUUGCUCCGUUUACUUUGUUGACACGUUGAAGUUCUUCGUUUCUCUCUACGGACAUUCCCUUCCGGUCACUUGCGUUGAUAUCGCUCCAACCAGCAGAUUGUGUGUCACUGGCUCCGUUGACAAGUCAGUCAAAGUGUGGGGACUGGAUUUCGGAGACUGUCACAAGUCAUUCCACGCCCACGACGACGCCGUCACGUCUGUUCUCUUCUGUCCCGGAGAGGAACAACUAUUCUGGAGUGCCGGAAAAGACGGAAAGAUCAAACAAUGGGACGCCGUCAAGUUCAUUUUGGUGCAAGUUUUGGACAGACACACUUCGGAUAUCCGCUGUCUCGCACAGUUUACCAAUGGCUCUGUGAUGUUCUCCGCCUCGCACGAUAAGUCCAUUCGUUGCUGGGAGAAGACGGAUGAAAUGGUGAUUGUGGAAGAACGAGAAGAGAUAGAGAGAGAAGAAGAGUACGAGAGGAAGUUGAUCGAUGAGGAGGACAUUGUUGCCGGAGAGAAUCCGGACAACGAAGCGGGAGUGGCCAGCAGCAAGACGAGCUCCAGUGUCGUCUCCGCAGAGAACAUCAUCCAGGCAGUCGAUAUUGUGAGAAACGAAAAAGUUCAAAGAGCAGAAGAUCCGAAGCACGACCCUCAUCCGCUGAUCGGCGCCUACGGCAGCAAGUCUCUCGAUCAUUUCAUCGUCGACGUCAUCGCCAAGUGCCGUCCCAGUGACCUCGACAGAGCUCUUCUUCUGAUUCCUCUCUCCUACGUGGCCGACAUCCUUCUCGCCAUCGCUUCUGCCACUCAACAGCAGUACAAAGUAGAGCUCUGCACUUAUGUCGCUGUUUACUUGACCAGGUUAAUUUCCUUUUCGAGCAGCCAUUUAUAAUUCUAAUAUCUUUCAGAGUUCAUCUCAGCCACAUUAUCGCCUCUUCUGACUACGUCCCAAUUUUCGAGCAAAUGAAGUCCAAAAUGUCGGAAGGAGUGGAAAAGUUGAGGGGUGUCACUGGAGUCAAUCUGGCUGCUCUUCGGCUCUUUGCCGCGGAGAUUGAAGAUCGGGAGGAUAUUCAACUGUUUGCAGAAAUUAAUUUGGGCGGCGCUGAUCCGAAAAAGAAACGAAAGUCGAGGAAAGCUGUGUUGAAGACUCUCGGUAUGUUUUUCGGCGUGAAAGUUUUGUCUGAAAAGAGCAUUGCUCAUUCGGUUGGUCAAACAAAAGCAUCGGACACCUGUGAAAGUGUUUCUUAAUUGGAAAGGCUUUUGUCCGUCAUCUGCCUUUCUGCCUCUCGCUUUCUCUCGUUCAUUUUUGCCCCGAAAGCAAACAAAUGUUGGCCCCUCUUUCCAGCAUAA